AUGUCAUCCGGAGUUGCUGGUUGUACUCCAAUCGCUUCAAAGAGUGUAGAGGGUCGCAUGGAGGCUCAAGUACAGCUCAUGAAGAGUCAAAUUGACUUCCUACAUGAUGCUUUGGCCGAGAAUGGUAGAUCCAUUCAAUCUUACUUUGAGGAUUUAGAAGGGUUGUUUCUGAGUUUAGAAGUGGAUGAGAACGACUACAUGUUGACAGACCGUUUCCACUAUGGCUUGGACAAGUGGUUCAAACAACACCCAAAGAUAAGGAGACAAUCAAGGCUCUAUGAGGCAUACUAUGCUGCCUUAGAAGUGGAAAGAGAGCAUGAUACUUCUUGUGGUUGGAAUGGUUCAAUUGAGGAUCAGGGGUUGGUGUUUGGCGCUGAAGAUGGAGAUCAACGGACAUGUAUCUUCCGUACUAAGUCUUCGGUUGGGUGGUCCAAUGAAGUUGAUUUGGUAAUCGACGGUAAAGAGGUUGAUAAUUCGAGGACGAAUCCUCUUAAAGAAGGAGGGGAUGAUGAGAAUCAUGUAGCCUUCCAUGGAGGUUCUCCUAGUGAGGGGAAUGAGCUAGUCCUUCAUUCUAGUUUUGGAAUGCUAAGUUUACUUUGCAGGCCAAUCAAGGAAGAAAGGAUGGAUCUUGACUACCUAUGUGAUAGGGAGUUGGUUCAAGAGAGCUAUGAUCAAGCCUUCCAUGGAGGUUCUCCUAGUGAGGGGAAUGAGUUAAUCCUUCAUUCUAGAUUUGGAAUGCCAAGUUUACUUUGCAGGCCAAUCAAGGAAGAAAGGAUGGAUCUUGACUACCUAUGUGAUAGGGAGUUGGUUCAAGAGAGCUAUGAUCAAGGUGAUGAGAAUGUCAUUAACUUUGGGGUGCAAACCAAAGGAGAUGAAGACCUCAUGGAAAUAAGUGCUGAAGAGUAUCAAGAGAGUUUGACUCUGUGUGCUCCAUGA
This is a messenger RNA of Oldenlandia corymbosa var. corymbosa, 936 nucleotides long. Lineage: Eukaryota; Viridiplantae; Streptophyta; Magnoliopsida; Gentianales; Rubiaceae. The record is from the annotation of a GenBank genome assembly.